Amorphotheca resinae ATCC 22711 is the source of this 1064-nucleotide messenger RNA. RefSeq lists its product as hypothetical. The transcript is spliced from 4 exons. NCBI's taxonomy places the organism in Eukaryota, Fungi, Ascomycota, Leotiomycetes, Helotiales, Amorphothecaceae. The record is from RefSeq and is a predicted model, not a curated record. Bases 138 to 1064 code for a protein of 308 amino acids.
CGACGAUACAAAAAAAUCCUUAUAUAAACUCCUAUUCUUCUUCUUCUUCCGCGAUUUCUCUUUUCACUCUUCACUUUCUAUACGCAUAUAACCAUCAUCGAUUCAUUCCAUCCUUAUCCCGCGAAACCCCAGACAAGAUGUGCAAAUAUAUCAUAACAAACUUCAGCUGCGACCACAUGACCGUCGAACACCUACCCUGCGCACUCAAAACCAGCGAGUUCCCCCAUUUCCGGCAAUGCAAAAUCGGAGAAGAGAACCGGACCUCUCAUACCAUUUGUGGUGAAUGCAGACGUGAACGAGUAGAUGUCAGGAGACAGCCAAAGCACCACAAUCUUAGAAGCGCAUUUACUUUGAAGAGCAAAUCGCUCGGCAUGAGAAAUCUAUUCCAUCUCCCAAGGCGCCGCCGGCCGGUCGCCCAGCAUCUGGAUGGUGAGCGCUUUUCGGAUAAGGAGGUGGUGGAAUCCCAAGGUUUGCAAGCAGCGGUUCGCGGUCCCAUAGCAUCAUCAGACUCGGUUGUCAACCAUGAAAAACCAAAGGCAACGCCACCCAUCGCAAGCCACGAGGGAGGCAGACAAUCAAGUCGUCGCCCACCCACCACCCUAGACCAAGGAGCAGGCCUCACUUGUAAUCACAGGGAAGGGAGAUAUAAAGAGAGCCGAAUCACAGCGAAAAACCUUUACGGCGAUCCCUCGAAUUUUUCGGAAAGACGAACGAUAACGGAGCGACAAGAGAGCGAGCUCUUUUUUACUCAUGAACGAACAAUCGACAGAGGAGAUUCCACAACCGUGAUGAAUCCAGGUGAACCAAAGCGCAAAGCGCCACGACCAAGCGACAGAGACCCGUUGAGCACUCUAGAUGAUCCAGGAGAAUGGGAAUUUUGGGAGAUCCCUGACACGACGCUGCCUGAAGAAGUUCAGGUAGUGCAGGCCGCUGCGGAACCCCAGGAGUCGACGACGCAGGCGUCGGAUAAGACAUCGUCAUUCCCUGAGGACCCUGGGAUAAUAUCCGGCAAAAAGGAACCAACUCUGGCGUCAAAUAUCGAGCCAUAUGAGAUGGCUGCUUGA